Boleophthalmus pectinirostris (great blue-spotted mudskipper) is the source of this 3972-nucleotide messenger RNA. Its product is annotated as vang-like protein 1. The transcript has 9 exons. Gene Ontology annotation, cellular component: plasma membrane. Bases 302 to 1942 code for a protein of 546 amino acids. The record is from RefSeq and is a predicted model, not a curated record. Lineage: Eukaryota; Metazoa; Chordata; Actinopteri; Gobiiformes; Gobiidae. Gene Ontology annotation, biological process: multicellular organism development.
CCUGACUGCCAGGGUGAUUCCUACGGUUACUAAGGGCUGCUUCCUAUACUGUACGCUACCGUGAUCUGUGGAGCAACUGUUUUAUAACGCUUGGAUAAAUAACCGACCACGUGGAUGAUAUCCCCGCCGACAAAGGGUUGAUGUUUCCUCACCGGGUGCCCCCUCCGCCCCUUUCAAGCCUGACUGCUGACAGCUCUCCACCUUUGUGCGUCUCCUGAGUAUUGAUCUCCCCAAUCUGGACAAGAUCAGCGCACACGGUCCCGGCGCGUCAGCCAGCGGUCGGGCUGAGCACCUGGGGCCCAUGCCCAGGCAGGAAAGCGUCGCCAUGGACACUGAGUCCACAUACUCGGGCUACUCCUACUACUCUGGCCGGUCCCGGGGGUCACAUCGGCAUGGAGAGAGAAGUCGGGACCGGCACAAAUCGCGCAGUAAAGACAGUCGCUCAGAGAAGUCUGUCACCAUCAACACACCACCAGCCGAACCACUGCUGGGGGACUCUUCUGUGCGAGGAGAGCCCGUCCAGGAUGACAAUUGGGGCGAGACCACCACUGCAGUCACAGGAACAUCGGAGCACAGUCUGUCUCAGGAGGACAUCGUGCGGAUCACUAAGGACCUGGAGGAUAGCGUGGGCCUGGACUGCCGGCGCUACUUCACCCUGACUCUGGCUGUGAUCCUGGGCUUGCUGGUCUUCCUCACCCCCCUGGCCUUCCUGGUUCUGCCCCAUGUGCUGUGGCCGGAUAAGCUUCAGACCUGUGGGACAGCGUGUGAGGGGCUGUUCAUCUCCGUGGCCUUUAAGCUCCUCAUUCUGCUGCUGGCUGUGUGGGCGCUGUUCUUCAGGCCCCCGCGCGCUGGACUUCCUCGCGUGUUUGUGUUCAGGGCCCUGCUCGCGGUGCUGGUGCUGCUUUUUGUCGUGUCCUAUUGGCUCUUCUAUGGAGUCAGGAUACUGGACACACAGGAUGAGAACUACCAGGGGAUAGUGCAGUACGCUGUGUCUCUAGUGGAUGCUCUGCUCUUCAUUCACUACCUGGCCAUCGUCCUUUUGGAGCUCCGUCAGCUUCGAACGUACUUCUCUGUCACUGUAACUCGGUCAACAGACGGAGAGACACGCCACUACAACCUGGGGCAGUUAAGUAUCCAGCGGGCAGCUCUGGCCAUCAUCGAACACUACUACUGCGAUUUCCCUGUCCACAACCCAGCGCUGCUCUCCGCCUCUAAGUCCAGAGCAGCCAAACAUCUAGCUGGCCUCAAGGUCUACAACGUGGAUGGUGAGUUCCCUGCAGCCCAAGGAGAGGGUCCAGGAAACAAUGCGGCUGCUGCAGCUGGUUUGGCCCAGUCUCAGUCCAGAGCCAUGAUCGCUGCGGCCGCCCGGCGCCGUGACACUAGCCACAACGAGCUGUACUACGAGGAGGCGGAGCACGAGAGGAGAGUCCGAAAACGCAGAGCACGCCUGGUGGUGGCAGUAGAGGAGGCCUUCACCCACAUCAAGCGUCUGCAGGAGGAGGAACAGAAGAAGUCCCCAGGUGACGUGAUGGACCCUCGAGAGGCGGCACAGGCCAUUUUCCCCUCCAUGGCCCGAGCUCUGCAGAAGUACCUGAGGACCACCAAACAGCAGCACUGUCACAGCAUGGAGAGCAUCCAGCAGCACCUGGCCUUCUGUAUCACCAACAACAUGACUCCCAAGGCGUUUUUGGAGAGCUACCUGAGCCCUGGUCCCACUCUGCAGUACAGUAAGGACCACUGGCUGUCCCGGCAGUGGACACUCAUCAGUGAAGCCUCUGUGACCAGCGGCCUGAAGGACGGGUCUGUGUUUCUGCUCAAGUGUGUGGACUUCAGCCUCGUAGUGACCACAAAGAAAAUCCCAUACAUCCAAAUGUCCGAGGAGUACAUUGAUCCCAAGUCUCACAAGUUUGUCCUGAGGCUACAGUCUGAGACCUCUGUGUAGGAUUUAACACUUUCUAUGUCACACUGUCUCGUUUUGACCAUUUCUUUUUGGAUUUUUUUAUAUUUUAUGUAUGACUCUUUAUCACACAUUUGAAUAUAUUGAUCUUAAAAAAGACCAUUAAGGAAUUUGACUCCACGGACUUGUAUUUAGGCGUGUAUGCGUGUGUGAAUGUAUGUGCAAGGGUGCCAUUUUGUUGUCAAAGCUGAUAUUUGAAGGGGGAACAAGACAUUUCAUGAAGACUUCUAUUUAUCCUGGCUCAAAACCACUUAGGAUUUUAAACCAUGGAUAACUUUACAGACUUAACCACCAGAUUUGCUGCAGAUUUGACUGUAUCUUUUGGAUGUUUUUCACUUUUCAAACCAAAUGACUACAGACUCCACAGGUAAAACUUCUCUUCACUGUCCAGCUUCAAAUGUAGCACCACCUUGUGCUUUUCUCCAAGGCCAAAGUCAGACUCUUUAUUGCUGCACAAUCUUCGUUCAGGUGCAAUGAAGCAUAUCGAGUCAUUUGUUAAACAGCUGAAUGAACUCCCAAUGAACCAUAUGAUAAGAGACAGUUACAUACCAGGACAAGCACAGCAAAAUACACCCCCAGCUUUCAUGUGGACUGCUCCGCUGAAAUGAUAAAGAGAAGACUACUGGGAAUCUAUGAGACUCUACCAACUUAAAGGGCCGAUAUUUUCUGUUCUGUAGUAUGUUAUAAUGUUGUUUCCUCAUUACAAACAUACCUGGAUUUGUGUUUUGUUUCAUUCACAUGUUUAACACACAAAACUGCAUAUUUAGGCUGAGUUCUUUUCUUAAACAGAAAACAGACUAAUUAGGGACUCAAACGUGUGAAUGAAACAAAAGUCAACUCCAGGUAUGCUUUUGAUGAGCAUUAUUACAUGGCUAAAAGUUCACAGGAGAAUAUAGGACCGUUAAAUAAAAAUACUACUGAUUACUACACCUGUCCCUAACAGCUCCAAAAGUCACUGUUAACAAGGCUGUGUGGUCAUGAGCACAAACAAAGCUAGUGCAAAGAACUGCACCAUCUGGUUUCCCCUUUAAAAUCCAGGGCUCACCUUCUGCAAACAGCAAAUUCCUGCAGGUCAAUCCAUCUACUCACUCAAGUCAUUUUUUAUCCUUUGCAAACCAUUGUAAAGUCGGCCAUGUUGACAAAGCACAUAUAAACAUCACACCUAUUCCAUUGGCUGAUUUAUUUUAACAGUUUCUGUAAUGUUUAAAGGUGCACUGUGUAAGUUUCGGGGAUGAGGGUCUGUUACUAGGGAGAUGUUGUUGCUUUGCCUGGAAUUUUUCACAGUAUCUUAUCUAUUUUCAUGGAGAUAAGCGCCAAGCCAGUGUACAGGUCAGAUUUAUGGAGAAAUUGGCCUGUUAAAAAAGUUCAAGGCAUUGUUUUAUUGUAAAAAAAAAAACAAAAAAAAAAACAAUAUAACUGUGGUACAUUUCAGGAAAAAAAAUCUCUAGCAUAUCUCUAUGGACACAACCAGGUGCUGGACUCUUACCAGUUACAUAGUUACAUAGUGCACUUUUAAGAUAAGAAAAGAAUAGAAUUUUGUAAUGUAUGGUCAUGAGCUGAACUGUCCCAUAGUGCCCUCUGGCUGGUGGAUUCGGUAUUACUCGACUGCCUCAAUUCACAGCACAAUUUAUAUGGCUUUCACUUAGAUACCUUUACUCUUACACAUAUUCGGUAUAUCCAACACUUUUGUGAUGUAUUUGCAAUGGCAGGGACAGCACAGAUCUCUCAAAAUGCCUGUUACCAAUCAGACAGAUUUUGUACUUACCGUCACUUGAACUUUGAAUGAACUUCAGCAGCUCCCAAUGUGACCGUGCCUCCUGUUUUGACACUGUAUCUAUUUAUGUAAACAUGCAUGUGCGUAUGGGAGUAUGCGUGGUGCGUUCAGAUGCCAUUCCCCAUCGACUCUCACUUUUCAUCUCUGUUUCGUCAGUCGGGCCUGGGUGUGGACAUGACAUUGCAAUCUCACUCAUAUGGUUUUCACAGCGCAAGUAAAGAAUUUGUAAACAAAAAUCUGA